AUGUCGGCGCCAUCCGUGUCGCCGGUGACCGGUCGCAGCGAUGAGCCUAUCAUAGUCGAUGACGACGAUGACGCGCCAGUCGUAUUACCAUCCGCAAGUCACGCUCUAGCGCCAUCGCCUUCCCUAUCCCUGCGCGAGGUGACGCCCGCCAUGUCAGUAGCAACAGCCUCGACGAGCAGCGGCAUCCACCGGCUCAAUGGCCUCGAUAGUCGAGACGUCGGCGACCAAAACGGCACGUCCGAUUCAGCGCUCUCUUUGGAUCGUUAUCGUACGGGCUACGUGUAUUCAUCCGAGAUGAUGUUGCACGUCAACCCCAUCGAUCCCGAUCAUCCCGAGCGGCCUCUGCGGGUCUUUAAGAUCUUUCUCAAGCUCAAAGAAAAGAACGUGCUCUCACACAUGAAGCGCAUACCCAUCCGAGAAGUCACCGAGGACGAGGUCAAGCUGGUUCACGACCGAGGCAUCUGGGAGGGCGUCCAGCGAUUAGACGCUUACCACCCGGACGUCUUGAAAGAGCAGGUUUUGAUGCUCGAGACGACAAGCUCCCUCUACAUCAACGAGCACACACCGUACGUCGCACGGCUUUCGUGCGGCGGAGCGAUCGAGCUCGUCGACGCCGUAGCGUCAGGUCGCAUACAGAAUGGAUUCGCUAUCGUCAGACCACCGGGCCAUCACGCCGAGCCGCACAAGAGCAUGGGUUUCUGCUUCUUCAACAACGUUGCCGUGGCAACGCGCGAAGUGACGCGCCGGCACGACCACAUCAACAAGGUCCUCAUCCUCGACUGGGAUGUGCACCACGGCAAUGGGACACAGCGCGCUUUCGAAGACGAUCCCAACGUGCUCUACAUUUCGCUGCACAGAUACGACGAGGACGGGAGCUUCUACCCGGGCUCGACGUACGGUAACUUCGACAGCACGGGCACAGGCGCGGGCGAGGGCAAGUCGGUCAACGUGCCCUGGCCGGUCCAGGGCAUGGGAGACGCAGACUACAUGUACGCCUUCCAUCACCUCGUCAUGCCCAUCGCUCACGAGUUUGAGCCCGAUCUCGUCAUCAUCUCGGCAGGGUUCGAUGCGGCGGAUGGCGAUCCGAUCGGUCUCAACAGAGUCUCGCCCGGAGGCUUUGCGCAGAUGACGCUCGAGCUCACGUCGCUGUGCAAAGGAAAAGUCGCCGUGGUCCUCGAAGGAGGGUACAAUCCCGACGCCGUGGCCAACAGCGCUGCCGCUGUCACUGACGUGCUUCUGGGCAUGCCUGCGGCAGAGCCACGCGACACGAUUGCGAGCACCAUCGCCGCUCACACCGUCAAUCGUGUCCGUCGCCACCACAGGAAAUGGUGGAAGUCUCUUCGCGUCCCGCAGAUCGAGGCCGACGACGUUGGCGCCCAGCUUGCGCCUCGUGCGGUUGAUGUCGCCCACUUGCUGGCGGCCUACCGUACUCACGAGAUCGCAGCCGCAUACGAUCUGCUUGAGGUGCCGCUACACAGCACUCCUCACAAGCAGUUCCAAGGCCACGUCUUGUGUUCGGAAGAGAUCUUCACCAAGUUUUCCACGAUCGUGUUUUUCGUACACGACAUGGGUAACUGGCGCUCGGAGCGGUCGACAUCCUCCAACGACGAGCAGCAGGCGGCAUUGCAGCUCCUCGAUGCUUCCAGGAGCAUCAUCGACUACGCUCGCGAACGCGGCUACGGCCUGGUGGACGUUAACAUUAUGAGGGAGUUCGCUACGGAGAGGCCGAGGCCUCCGAUUGGCAUCAAGCAGACAUCACGGGCCAACGAAUCGGCGCAACUCGAGGCUGCGAAAGCGGCAGCGUUCAUUUGGGACAACAUUGUCACCCUCGCUGGUAAGCACGUCGUGAUGGUGGGCUUAGGGUCCGGAUGCAGUGCUUUGACCGCCGUGAUGGACGAGAGGGCUGCCGAGUCUCACGUCAAGGCGAUCGUCAAUGUGGUGGGCUACAACGACAUGCCCAGUGUGUCUCUUCAGUCGACGGCGGAUCGGAAGAAGUGGUACUACAAAAAGUCGAUGGUUUUGGCGCCCGCCGAUCACCGUCAUUUGAUCGAGCGAGGUGAUGCUGCCCCUCUCAAGAGGUUCGGCAAGAUCACACCCAUUCACGACACUGAGGCCAUCAACAUCUUCAGUGAGAGGAUCGAUGAUAUCAAGAGCUUCAUCGAUAAAAAGCUCGCGCCACUGAGAAGACCCACCGUCGCCUAA
Pseudozyma hubeiensis SY62 is the source of this 2202-nucleotide messenger RNA. RefSeq names its product Rpd3 histone deacetylase complex. The coding region runs from base 1 to 2202 and encodes 733 amino acids. Gene Ontology annotation, cellular component: histone deacetylase complex. Gene Ontology annotation, molecular function: histone deacetylase activity. NCBI's taxonomy places the organism in Eukaryota, Fungi, Basidiomycota, Ustilaginomycetes, Ustilaginales, Ustilaginaceae. Gene Ontology annotation, biological process: chromatin organization. The record is from RefSeq and is a predicted model, not a curated record. The transcript is spliced from 3 exons.